Mya arenaria is the source of this 4485-nucleotide messenger RNA. Its product is annotated as ribosome biogenesis protein bop1-like. The transcript has 18 exons. Gene Ontology annotation, biological process: ribosome biogenesis; maturation of LSU-rRNA from tricistronic rRNA transcript (SSU-rRNA, 5.8S rRNA, LSU-rRNA). The record is from RefSeq and is a predicted model, not a curated record. The coding region runs from base 61 to 2382 and encodes 773 amino acids. Gene Ontology annotation, molecular function: protein binding; ribonucleoprotein complex binding. NCBI's taxonomy places the organism in Eukaryota, Metazoa, Mollusca, Bivalvia, Myida, Myidae. Gene Ontology annotation, cellular component: PeBoW complex; preribosome, large subunit precursor.
UCUCCGUCUUGUCAGACCCACACGUUUUUGGAUUUCGCAUAUUUUUGUUAUAUUUUAGCGAUGUCGUCUAAACGAAAGAGAGCCGAUGUGAACAAAAAUGAAGAAAUAUUGACCAGCGGUGUGGAUUUAUUUGUGGAUGCUCCGGCAGAUGAAGAGGAUGCUUCUGAAAACAGUGAUGUGGAUGAUCAAGAUGCUAAGGUUGGUGAGGGGUCAGAUGACUCAGACUCCAGCCAGUAUUCAGAGUUGGAGGAGGAGGAGGAGGAGGAUAUGUCAGAUGAGAGCAGCAAUGAAGAUGGGGAUGAAAGUGAUGAUGAAGACUCAAGUGACGAAGAAGACAAUGAUGAUGAUGACUUAGUUGAUACAAAGCCAACCAUGUUGUUUGACAAUGAUGAUGACUUAGCUGAUAUAAAGCCAAUCAAGUUGUUAGGCAAUGAUGAAAGUAAACCAUCUGCCUCGAAAGUUAAUUUUGAUGAGUAUGCUGAAGAUUCGUCAGAUGAAGAGGAUAUCCGUAACACCGUGGGUAACAUCCCGAUGGAAUGGUACAAGAAUUUCAAACACAUUGGCUACGAUGUUGAGGGACGACGCCUGAUUAAACCACAGCAGGGAGAUAACUUGGAUGACUUCCUGAAUAAAGUUGAUGAUCCUAACUACUGGCGUACAGUUUACAACAAGUUGACCGGUCAGAACAUUGUGCUGAGCAAGGAGGAUGUUGAGUUGAUACAGAAUCUACAGAGAAAGAAACAUCCAACACUCGCUAAUGAGGAACAAUAUGAGCCGUGGGUAGACUGGUUUUCCAGUGAAGUGAUGAUUCACCCCCUUUCAAACCAGCCCGAACACAAGAGGAGCUUUAUACCCUCCAAAUGGGAAAAACUCAAGGUGGGUCAGAUGGUGCAUGCCCUGAAGAUGGGCUGGAUGAAACCUAGCAAGCCAGAUGAUGAAAAAGAUGAGGAGGAGGAUGAUGAGCCAAAUUUCUACAUGAUCUGGAAUGAUGACGAUGACUCUGAGAUGAACAAGCGAUACCGCCAGCAUAUCCCGGCACCAAAGACAUCACUGCCUGGGCACGCAGAGAGCUACAAUCCUCCACCAGAGUAUCUGCUCACUAAAGAAGAGGAAGAGCGUUGGAAAGACAAAGACCCAGAGGAUAGAAGAGUCAACUUCAUACCCAAGAAGUUUCCUAACCUUCGAACUGUUCCUGGUUACUCAACAUUUAUACAGGAGAGGUUUGAGCGAUGUCUGGAUCUGUACCUGUGUCCAAGACAGAGGAAAAUGAGGAUGAAUGUUGAUCCAGAAGAUUUGAUACCCAAACUGCCCAAACCCAAAGACCUUCAGCCUUUCCCUACCACACAGUCAUUGAUCUACAAGGGACACACAGGCAUGGUACGUUGUGUGACAGUUGACCCUAGCGGUCAAUGGAUAGCGAGCGGUGGAGACGAUGGAACUGUCAGGGUUUGGGAAGUUUCAACAGCCCGGUGCUUGAAGACGACGCUUGUCCAUGGAGGAGGGAAAGUCAAGUGUAUAGCAUGGAAUCCAAACCCUGCUGUAUGCCUGGUUGCUGUUGUGAGCGACCGAAGUGUAAUGCUGCUGAAUCCAGGGGUCGGAGAUAAACUCCAGCUGUCCAAUACAGACACCAUGCUGGAACAGACACAGCCUGUUGACAACCAAGAUGCCAAGGUGCCAGUUGCGUGGAACGUGUGUGAAGGGAAAGAGUUUGAAGCUGGCUUCCGACUGAAUCUCUCACACGGACACGACGUCUCCCAGGUGACAUGGCAUUCCAAGGGAGACUAUUUCGCCACGGUAAUGCCCCAAGGACAAUCGCGAUCCGUGCUUAUACACCAGUUGUCACGGAAACGCUCACAAAACCCGUUCUCCAAGUCCAAGGGCAUUGUACAGUGUGUGAGAUUCCAUCCACUGAGACCUUUCCUGUUUGUUGCAACGCAGAGGUUUGUGAGAGUGUACAACCUGCUGAAACAAGAGCUGAGCAAGAAGCUGAUGACCAACUGCAAGUGGGUGUCCAGUCUUGCAGUGCACCCUGAAGGUGAUAAUCUGUUGAUCGGCAGCUAUGACAGCAGGUUGAGCUGGUUUGACCUGGACCUUUCCACUAAACCAUACCAGACGCUCAAACACCACAAGAAGGCGAUUCGUCAAGUGUGUUAUCACCGUCGUUACCCGCUGUUUGCCUCUGUCAGCGAUGACUGCUCCAUCAUUGUGUGUCACGGAAUGGUCUACAAUGAUAUGCUACAGAACCCAUUGAUUGUACCAGUGAAGGUGUUACGAGGACACACGCCAGAAAAAGAUGUUGGCAUCCUAGACUGUGUGUUCCACCCGACUCAACCCUGGAUUUUCUCUGCAGGGGCAGACUCAACCAUUAGACUGUUUACUUGAGAUUGGCCGUUUUACUGUGUUAUAUAAUAUGAACUGUCAUUUUACCGGUAAAUUUUUGCUGGGAUAAGGAUGAAAAUUGUGUUCACAUGCUCUCGGUUGGUUCAUUGUGUAAAUAGAAAAUAUGAACUGUUGUCGUUUUGAACUCUUAAGGGAUAAAAAGGUGAAUAUUGUGGAUGUUUUAUCCUUGUUAGUUCCUUGUGUUAUAUAGAGUACUGUAAUUGUUUUGAAAUCUAAUGCUUAUAAACAAAAAGUUUCAGAAUUAAAUGAUGAAAAAAGUACACAAUAAUAAGAUUUGUACAUGAACGACCAGGUUGAUAAAUUCAUUCUUUGUAAAUUUGGUGUGAAAUAAAUUGUUAGGUGUCAUUUUGCACAACCAAGAGAAUCAAGGCGUCCUUUUAUCAGCAAUUAAUAGUAUAUCUUUACUUUGCUGGAACCCUAGGCGACUUGAGUAUCAAGACGUCACUUUCAUCAGCAUUCAACCUGUUCUUGUCACAAUGAUGUACGUGUAAUAGCUAUGCUCCAAGUAAUAAACAUUUCAUUUGUGAAACAGGUCUUGUACUAUAUAUUGAUGAAGACUUGAACUAUAUAUAUGGUCCUGGUUGCAUCAGCAAUAACAAGAGCACUGCGGAGAACUACUUUGUGUGAUUUAAGCCGAACGAGGGGCAUGACUACAAUUAGUAUAUCCAGAGUUUUUGGCUUUCUGCCCAUGGGACAAUAUAUUGUCACUAGUCAAUACAUUGUCACUGUUAAAAUGUGAAAAUGGUUUCAUGAUUUUGUAAUGAGUUUCGUGUCAUAGCCAGUGUUAACGUUCUAGUACAACCAUGUUAACAAUUUGGGUUAAAACCAGCUUUGUUUUGCCAGUCAGAAUAAUGUGCUAUUUGUAUUGCUCCUCGAAGAAUCCAUGUUUUUGUCCACUCAUCUAUUUCAAUUUUAUGCCUGCAUUAAAUCUUUUGGACCAACUGCAGUAUUUUGAAAUAAGUUGACAUGCGUAAUACAUCAAUUAAAGGUUAAUAUCCAGAACUCCUAGCUUGAUAAAAGGAUUUCUAACUGCUAAAUUUAAACAUUCAGCCAAUCGAACAUAUACAAAUAAUAGCACAUACUCCAAAUAUUAAUGUCGAUAAAACGCCAAUCAUGUUGGACAAUGAUGAUGACUUAGCUGAUACAAAGCCGACCAUGUUUUUGGACAGCGAUGAAAGUAAACCAUCUGCCUCGAAAGUUAACUUUUAAAGGACCUCGUUGUACAUAUGUAUAUAAUGAUAAAAUUUUCGAGGAAAAUGUAUUAUGAAAAUGUCUUAUUGCCACUGAUGUCUGUUUUAUGUGAUCUUGUUUGCUGUUAAAUCAAACAUACUUUAAAAUUAAGAUCAGCUAAAUCUCUGAUAGCUCCAUUAACCUUAAUGUAACAUUUCGAUGCCUGGUGAUCCCAUAUAAUUUUGGUAUAAUUUAGGAGAGAUAUGAUUGCUGAUAACUGAUUAUAUAUGAACAAAAACAGGGUAUAUAUUAAGUUACAAGUUUUUAUAUUUGUUCUUUAUUUCAAAUUUAAUCGGAAUUAAAUGGAUUGAGCUAUUUUGCAAUCUUUGACGGUACUAAAAAACUGUUUUGCUAUAAAAAAAAAUCGGUUUUGGGGUUUUCUUUUUUGCACACAAAACCCUUUAAAACGAUAUCAAAAUAAUAUGAGGUCAUUUGGCAUUUAAUAAUAACAAAUUUGUUCUUUGGAUUCCUUAUCAUAAAGAAAUUGGAUGGUAAUUCAUGUAUGUUGUUUGUACUUUAAAUUAUCAUUGCAAACUCGAGAGUUGUACUAUGCACUACAACUGUUUGUAUAAUGAAACACUCAACAAAAUAAGUUAAGGGUCACCUAUUGUAGAAAUUGUUCAAUAACUGUCAUCGGCCAAAAAAAUAAAGUUUAAGGAAGGUUGCUAACAGAAAUAUCGAUGAAGACAUGAAAGUGUAGGAAAGUAUAGGCCAGAGUAUGUGAACACAAUCUGAAUGUAAAAUAUGUUGUUUAAAACACUGACCCUUGAUUAUUUUUGUUGAGUUUAAUGUAUGCUAUUUACAGCUUAUUAACUAAAAUAUGCUUACAUAAAGGUGUUAGUAUGAUUUAUAAUA